Molecule: messenger RNA, 982 nt
Organism: Lycium ferocissimum
Lineage: Eukaryota; Viridiplantae; Streptophyta; Magnoliopsida; Solanales; Solanaceae
Exons: 3
Coding region: 83-970 (295 amino acids)
Source: RefSeq, a predicted model, not a curated record
UGCCACAAAAAUCAUAGGGCAAAUAAAAUUAGCCUAAUUGAGUAUUUGAGUAGAGAAAUUAGUCUUAACAAGUAUAGUUAAGAUGGCCGGAAAAGUGUCUAAAAUUCCGAUGAAGCAAUCCGAUGACCCUGAUGGUCUUAUAUUUGGGUUCUUAGACGAAAGUCUCGAGUUUGAGUCAUCAAAAAGUUCGUUAGAGUCGAGCAUUAGCUAUAGCAGUGGAGAUAUAAUGGGCGAAGAAGAGGAAGAUGAAAAUAAUGUUAACAAUAGUGAAAAGAAUAAGUUGUUUUGGGCAUCACAAGAGGAGCUUCUUCAGACAACAUUGUGCAGGACAACUUCUUUUGAAUCGAGAGUCAGAAAAGCAACAAAGGGGGCUUUAAAAGAAUUGAAAUCAAGUGGCAUCAAUUGCACCUGCAGGAAAAUGGUGAUGGAUAGUUGCCGGAAAUGUAUGCAAAAAGAAAUCACGGAACGCCUUAUAAACGCAGGUUUCAAUUGUUACAUUUGCAAGUCCAAGUGGAAAAGCUCAACCGGAAUUCCAUCGGGUGAAAACACAUACAUGGAAGUGGUGCAAAACGCAAGUUCAAGAAAUGGAGAGAUGAAGGUGAUCAUAGAGUUGAAUUUCAGGGGAGAAUUCGAAAUGGCACGUGCCAACGAAGACUACAAUCGUCUAGUCAAACAGUUGCCUGAAGUAUACGUAGGAAAGGUUGAGAGGCUUCGAAAUUUAAUUAAAAUACUGUGUUGUGCUUCAAAGAAAUGCAUGAAGGAACAAAAGAUGCACAUGGCUCCAUGGAGGAAGCAUAAAUAUAUGCAAGCUAAGUAUCUCGGUUCGCCGGAAAUUAAGCCGAAGCCAAUUUUUCCGGUGAACAAUUUGCAGCGUUUGCCAAGGCCGAAGGCUUCUAUGCUCACUUUCGAUUUGCUUGAUAGCUUGCUGCCACCACCGGGGUUGCUUUGUGCCGCGAUCAAAGUUAUUUGAUAACAACAGUAA